This is a messenger RNA of Neomonachus schauinslandi (Hawaiian monk seal), 795 nucleotides long. RefSeq names its product C-type lectin domain family 2 member L (gene CLEC2L). Bases 1 to 795 code for a protein of 264 amino acids. The transcript is spliced from 6 exons. NCBI's taxonomy places the organism in Eukaryota, Metazoa, Chordata, Mammalia, Carnivora, Phocidae. The record is from RefSeq and is a predicted model, not a curated record.
AUGGCGACCCUGUGUAAGGGUAACGCGGGACGUCGCUUCUCGGCGUUCCCCGCCAGGGUGCCUGAGGCGGAAAGGGGAACGCCGGGCGCCUUCCCGGAGGCGGGGUCCGCGGCGGGACGUCGCGGGCGCGAGGCCGCAGGGGAGGACGCCGGCGUGCCGGCCCGGGAGCCCCCCGCGCGGACCCGGCCGCCGCCGCCCCCUGCCGCCCGCCCCGCGCCCGUCCCCGCUGCGCCCAGGCUGCGCUCGCCCGCCGAGGCCGAGGGCCGCGGCCCCGAGGGCCUGCUGCGGCGAUCGGGGUCGGGCUAUGAGGGCAGCACCAGCUGGAAGGCGGCCUUGGAGGACACCACCACACGUCUCCUGCUGGGGGCCAUCGCGGUCCUUCUGUUCGCCAUCCUGGUGGUGAUGAGCAUCUUGGCUUCCAAGGGCUGUAUCAAGUGCGAGGCGCCCUGCCCGGAGGACUGGCUGCUCUACGGAAGGAAAUGCUACUUCUUUUCUGAGGAGCCGAGGGACUGGAACACGGGCAGACAGUAUUGCCAUACUCACGAGGCCGCGCUGGCCGUGAUCCAGAGCCAGAAGGAGCUGGAGUUUAUGUUCAAGUUCACACGGAGGGAGCCCUGGAUUGGUCUGCGCAGAGUUGGGGACGAAUUCCACUGGGUCAACGGGGACCCAUUUGACCCGGACACAUUCCCCAUCUCAGGCCUGGGAGAGUGUGUCUUCGUGGAGCCCACCAGGCUGGUGUCAACGGAGUGUCUGAUGACCCGGCCCUGGGUGUGCAGCAAGAUGGCCUACACAUGA